UGCUCUGUCAAUUACAGGCUUUAACCACAGAAAAGAGUCCAGAGAGAGAGAGAGAGCUGGAUUGUUUGAUGGUCGAUGGUUGGGAUGAUAAGUUCAGGUGAUGUCCAGUCACAGUGGUUCUCUCUACCCAAAGUGGGUCGCUCUGCAAUUCCAAGCCCCGUUCAUCUCAUUGCCUCUGCCACUUCUCUCCGCCUCACCCACCACUUCCGCCUUCAUUCCCUUCUCCGCUCCUAUUUUCAGAAACUUGCUCAUAUCAGUCCCUUGCAUAAACUGAAGGAAGGGUUUAACACUAUACCAUUGCCAACUCCUACUUCAAUUUGCUUUGCUUUCUUUAAUGGAAGAGACAACAGCAAUGAUCUCACUAAUGAAGACAUGCCCAACUCUAAAAUGUCCACUAGAAACUCCUUCACUGGAAGACAAUGGACCAAUCUUCUCCUUGCUCUUAACAUCAUAGUUUUUAUCGCGCAAGUUGGGACACAAAAUGACUUAAUCCUAUGGGGUGCCAAGAUAAAUAGGCUUAUCGAUAAAGGACAAUUGUGGAGGCUCGUCACGAGUUCCUUUUUGCACGCAAAUGUUGGCCACCUCUUGGUUAAUUGCUAUUCUUUGAAUAAUGUUGGCCCUACCAUGGAGAGGCUCAGUGGUUCGAAGAGAUUUCUUGCGAUUUACUUCACCUCUGCAAUUGCAAGUUCAGCAAUGAGUUAUUGGUGCAGCCAGGCACCUGCGGUUGGUGCAUCAGGAGCAGUCUUCGGCUUAGUGGGAUCUCUUGCAGUAUUUGUCAUGAGGCAUAGAGGUCUGGUUGGAGGUGGCAAAGAAGAUUUAAAGCACAUAGCAUAUGUAAUUGUCCUAAAUAUGUCUAUUGGGCUGUUCUCCAAAGGCAUUGACAACUGGGGCCAUCUGGGAGGCUUGCUUGGUGGAGCUGCCACAGCAUGGCUUUUAGGACCUGCCUGGAAGUACGAAUUUUCUUCCACUGAUAGACGAAGGAUCUUUGCUGACAAGGCUCCUAUUUUCUACCUCAUCAACAGGAAAACUAGAUCGUAGGCAUUAUAUUCAUAGCUCAAAUAAUUGUACCUUUUACAUUCCCAAUUAUAGAAUGUGCUGUACAGACUUGUGGGGAAGUAGUUGGCCAAAUUAGACCUAAUUUCCUAUUUUGAUGCUCCAGAAGUCAUCUAUGCUUUGGUCAGAUGUUAAUUGACCCAAUUUUAAAUCAUCUUCUAGAAUCAACCUACUUUGGUUUACUGUGUAAUGCCAUUUUUCUAAUUAUAUUCCAUUACAUACAAUAUGAAUUAGGGGGGGAUGGUGAGAGAUUUUGGAAUU
Rosa rugosa (rugosa rose) is the source of this 1314-nucleotide messenger RNA. Its product is annotated as RHOMBOID-like protein 10, chloroplastic. The record is from RefSeq and is a predicted model, not a curated record. The transcript is spliced from 9 exons. The coding region runs from base 76 to 1038 and encodes 320 amino acids. Gene Ontology annotation, molecular function: serine-type endopeptidase activity. NCBI's taxonomy places the organism in Eukaryota, Viridiplantae, Streptophyta, Magnoliopsida, Rosales, Rosaceae. Gene Ontology annotation, cellular component: chloroplast membrane.